GAUCAGGUUAGAUUACAUUAAGAUAAGGUUAGGGUGCGGGGACAACAGAUGUCUUGUUUAUAUCACCUCACACCUGUUGAUUCGACGCACGGCUGUGAUUGCUGUGAAUAUCAUUAUUAUCCUAGGUCAUCAUAUGUUACACCCGGUAAAUUUUUACUUUUCAAUGCUUUCUCUGCUCGAUUAGAUAGCAAACGGGUUUAUUACAAAAACUGCGAACGUCGCGGCUGCGGGUUUGUAAUAAAAAAAUUAUCGUGCAAGUUUUUAAGUGUAAACACAACACGCUUCACACAUAGAAGGACGAUCUAGGAGUGUAUAAUAUUAUCGAUGAUUCUACGAUGACUUCAUUGAUUCUUUCUACUUUUAUAUCAUCGACACAUGCACGUGAAUUCCUUGCCGCAGUUGGAAUGAAUCGCAACUACACGAACGGAUAUGGAGAAUAAAAAAGUAAGACUCAAAGAGAUUUAAAAUGCACACGCAAUAUCUGAAAGGAGAUCUUAAGUGAUCCAACGAAGAUAAGUGAGUUCAACGAAGGUCAAAUGUAAUGAUCGAAAGCACGAGUGUAAUAUAGAUUGUACUUGAUGUUAGACCACCUGGCGUUACAGUUCCGACCGAACUAGAUGAAUUACAGACGACACGCCUUCCGCCAAUUCAUUUAAUCGUCUAGAAUAUAUUAGAUUUUCUCGAAUUCUUCUAUCGCGACAACACAAAAUGCGUUUCCGAUUUUUGAAACAGAGAUCAGUGUUUCUGAUCGGCUUCGGGAUAGGCUUCGUUAUGCCGUUACUAUUCGUUUCACUAAGGAGCAUAUUCGUGGCCGAUUUGAUCGUCGAUCGGGAUGCAUCACUGUGGCAACCUGAAUACUACCUGAAUAAAAGACCUCGUCACGAAGAGAUUAUUUUACAGUUUUGGAAAAAAGUUUGGAACGAGACGAGGGAUUUUAAUAGCAUUACGUAUCGCGCUUGGUUGGCAGCGCAAAACUUGAGAUUACAGAAAAUUGAUUUGGACAAGUACUUGUACGGUCCACGAGAAAAAAACGACGCGAAAGAGUUUGAGGACACAGAAUGGAACUGGUUGAGAAAACGAGCGUCCGUCACGUGUGUGAUUUUCGUGGAGAAGCUCAAGCUGGGGAAAUCAAUCAAGGCUACCUGGGGCAAACGCUGCAACAACAUAUAUUUCUUCGGACACCGCUUGAAGGACGCGGAACUGCCUGUUAUUAACGUAGAUAUAAAAAUUGUGUCUUCCUGGCAACUAUUGUGCGAAGCUAUGAAUUAUAUUUGGGACGAAGUCGACGAGCUAGAGUGGAUUAUAUUCGCGAAGGACGAUACUGUAAUCAUACCGGAAAAUCUGCGCUACAUGGUCGCUCCGUUGGACUACAGGCAUGAUUAUUAUUUGGGUCAUCCGGUGGUCCUUUGGGGCCAGAUCUAUAACGUUGCUCAAUCCGGAUAUGUUCUUAGUAGAGGAGCACUGGGUAAAGUGGUGCAAAUGUUCAAUACUUCGGAAAAAUGUAUCAAAGGUGGAAAGUAUUGGAAGAAGGAGGAUUAUUAUCUCGGGAAGCAUCUAUCGUCCUUAGGCGUACGUCCGUCUGAUACUCGAGAUCAGUACUUAAGAGGUACUUUCCAUGGUUAUUCCUUGCAAAAUCUUCUAUGGGGUGUUGCGAAACCGGACAGCUAUUUCACACGUGCUGUAUAUCCGAUAAAAAGAGAAUGCUGUUCGCCGAUAUCCGUAACUUUCAGCGCCAGUGAACCCGAUAAAAUGUACACGCUGAAUUAUUUGCUGUAUGAAUUGCGAGUAUUAAACGGCGAGAACCGAUUUGGGAACGUUUCUGCUAAAAUUCCAGUACGCGAAGAGGAUGUUUGGAAGGUUGCGCUGCAAGAAGAAUUCAACAUCACGCAUUUGAGUGAUAUAUCCAGCGACGCUUAUUACGAAAUAUGGCACUCGAGAUAUUCUGAACCAGGACAGUUAAAAAUGGCUAAAAAUUACCGAAUGACGCCGGACGCGCUAAAUUGUUUACUGGCGAGUUACAAAGCGGGAAAUAGAUCAGUGUUCAAAUGCAGGACUAAAAGUGUCGUCGACAGUACAAGAAACUAAAUGGACUGUUCAUUAGAAUGCUAGUUUAUCGAACGAUUGUACAAAGGAAGGGAGACGGUGAAUAUUUGUGAUAUUCCUUUCCAUGUAUGUAUAACUCUAAACAUUAAAAUGAUAUAACUUUGCAAAUAUAUUAAUAAAAACAAUAUUGAUAUGA
Messenger RNA from Wasmannia auropunctata (little fire ant), 2239 nucleotides. Its product is annotated as glycoprotein-N-acetylgalactosamine 3-beta-galactosyltransferase 1-like. Bases 709 to 2085 code for a protein of 458 amino acids. NCBI's taxonomy places the organism in Eukaryota, Metazoa, Arthropoda, Insecta, Hymenoptera, Formicidae. The record is from RefSeq and is a predicted model, not a curated record. The transcript has 4 exons. Gene Ontology annotation, molecular function: N-acetylgalactosaminide beta-1,3-galactosyltransferase activity.